AUGAAGGUCAGGAAGAGAAGUCCCCUUUUUUGCAAAAGGAACCCCCAAGCAAAUAACGGCGAGGACCAUGAUGGGAGACUCCUCGACGAAUACUACAGCGCAAUUCCGGGCAUCGAACUACAGAUAGAGAAAUUACUUCAAAGCUUCCACGUCAGUAAGUACGACUAUAAAAUCACUCCCCUUUUAAUCGACAUAAUACAAAAUGAAACGAUAAAAAUUUUGAGAAAUGCCAAAAAUAUAAAAAAAAAUGGCAUUGGUAGGAGAUUCUUCAUUAAGGCCGACCCCACAAAGAGGGAGGACAAAAAGGAGGAUCAUAUCAGUCCCGAUUUGGUGACAAGCUCCAACAAUGGCGAUGACACAAAAAAGGAUGAAGGAAGUAAGGGGAUGGUUGAAGAUCAGCGAAAAACGGACCAAAGUAAAGUAACUACAGAUAUCUCCAAGGAUGAAAGCGGGGCUGAUUUUAAAUGUGGAGUGAUUGACGAUAGGGCAGCACAGGCAGUGGCACCUGCAAUGGAAGCCGCCCCGGUGAAUGAGCGUGACGGGGAGGUGGAGAAGCAGAGUCGAAGAAAUGACAUGCAAGAAGGAGACGGCGCAGGAAUCGGUUCAAGGAUUGGAACCCAACACAGCGCAGAUGCGCCGGUGGCCCAAACGCAGGAGCACAGUCAGGACAAGGACGGCCUUGCCGAAUUGCCAUGUGGGGUAGAAGACGGCACGAAGGAGGAAGCUGCAGAGGGGAGUAAAGAAGAAAGCCAAGCUAAUCUUGAAAAUGGAGAGGAGAAGAAACAGGUGGAUGUUGAAGUGGGUCAGCAAAAGGUGGAAGCUGAGACUCUCCAAACGGGGAAAACUGAGCAGAUAGGCCAAAGUGAGCAGACAGGCCAAAGUGAGCAGGCAGGUCAAACUGAGCAGACAGGGCAAACUGAGCAGACAGGGCAAACUGAGCAGAUAGGCCAAACUGAGCGGACAGGCCAAACUGAGCAGACAGGCCAAACCGCCGAAAACUUCAGCAUCUUCAAAACCUUUUCGAGCUACUUUUCGAAAAAAAAUAAACCAAAUGAGGAGGACGGAGGAGCGCCCUUGAGGAAGGAAGAAGAAAGCGCGCCGGACAAAUCGGGCAACGGUGAGAGUAAAGAUGGAGACGCAAUCGAAGGCGCACCCAAAUUAAACAGCUCAGAGGAUAAAGCGGUUGGAAAAGGCACAGAACAGGUACACCCCGAAGGGAACAGCCCCCCGAACGAAACGAACGAAAAGAGCGAAACGAACGAAAAGAGCGAAACGAACGAAAAGAACGAAACGAACGUAAUUGAAGGUGAUGUAAAUCCUAGUGAGGACCCAGCAGAUGCUGGCAGCCAUUUUCUGAAUGAUCAAAAGAACAGUGUGAAGGAGGACACGAAUGACAACACCAAAGGGAGGGUGCCCCAUGGGAUGAGUAGCAGUGGUCAGAAUUUGGACGCAGGGGGUGAUGUAGGAAUGGCCCAUAAUAGGGACAAAAUGGAGGAAGCGGGAAAGGCGAGCAACCAAGUUGAGAGCGGCCUAGCGGCAGAGAAGCCAAGCAACCAAGUUGGGAGCGGCGUGUCGGAAGAAAAGGCCCCCACGGAGGAACUACAAAAUGGUGGUAAAAAGGAAGGUGCAAAAGACCAAGCAGAGCAACCAAAGAGUAGCCAACCCCCCACCACUACCACCACCGAACAGGAGGAACUGCUUGUGAUAGAUGAAGAAAGCAUUAACCUAGCCAUAAAGGAGUACGUCCUAAAGUACAUUUAUAAAAAGAAAAACGUGGAUUUCUUGUACGACGAAUUGGCAACUCAACAGAAGGAAACUAACUCGGCUGGCAUAGUAGACAGGAACGUCAGAUACCCAACUGAUGACUGCUCCAUUAACACCAUCCUCCCUGCGUGGGACAUAAAGUAUAAUUUUAAUUCCUCCAAGGGGGAAAAUUACCAAUGA
Messenger RNA from Plasmodium cynomolgi strain B, 1944 nucleotides. RefSeq lists its product as hypothetical. The record is from RefSeq and is a predicted model, not a curated record. The coding region runs from base 1 to 1944 and encodes 647 amino acids. The transcript has 2 exons. Lineage: Eukaryota; Apicomplexa; Aconoidasida; Haemosporida; Plasmodiidae.